Molecule: messenger RNA, 1161 nt
Organism: Neltuma alba
Lineage: Eukaryota; Viridiplantae; Streptophyta; Magnoliopsida; Fabales; Fabaceae
Product: probable 2-oxoglutarate-dependent dioxygenase AOP1
Exons: 3
Coding region: 32-961 (309 amino acids)
Source: RefSeq, a predicted model, not a curated record
CUAAAGCAUUAUAUAUAGCUUGUGUGUACUAAUGGGUGGAGGAGGACAGCUCGUGAAUGUUCCUGUGAUAGAUUUCACAAAGGAAGACUUGAAGCCAGGCACCCCUUCAUGGCUAUCAACAAGCGAAAGCGUCCGACAGGCACUUGAAGAGUAUGGCUUCUUUGUGGCUGAGUUCGACAGAUUCGCUUCUGAUGAGCUUCGAAAUGGAUUGUUCGGUUGUAUGAAGGACCUGUUCGAUCUGCCCGAUGAAACCAAACUCAGAAACAAAUACGAGGGUAUCCCCUUGAAAGGUUACGUCGGACAGAAUCCUAAGAUCCCUCUUCACGAAAGCUUCGGUGUCGAUCAGGGCACAUCUCCUGAGGGCAUCAAAAGUUUUGCUGAUCGAAUGUGGACUCACGGAAAUGACCAGUUCUGCAAAUGUUUGUAUGAGUUUGCGAAAGUGGUGGAAGAACUGGACCGGAUGGUGGCAAGAAUGAUAUUUGAAAGCUAUAACAUGCCAAUGUGCUAUGAGCCAUACCUAAAGCAAGCAAGCUAUCUUCUUCGAUUGUUAGAACACAAAGGCUCAGAAGAAGACCAACCAAAACAAGCUUUCGUCACUCAUACCGACAAGAGCUUCACCACCAUUCUUCACCAGAAUCACGUCAAUGCUUUGGAGGUCGAAACCAGGGAUGGCCAAUGGAUCAAAGUUGACUUCUCUUCUCCCACUUCCUUCGUGGUCCUCGCCGGCGAUGCCAUCAAAGUUUGGACCAACGACAGAAUAGAAGCUCCGAGGCAUAAGAUAGUGAUGAAGGGGAAUGAAAGAAGGUACUCACUGGGCCUGUUUACCUUCAUCAGAGGGAUAGUGCAUGUGGCCGCGUCGCUGAUCGAUGAAGAACACCCAGCCAAGUACAAGCCUUUUGAUCAUCUGGAAUUACUCAAGUUCAGUUACAGUGCCAAUAUUAAGGACUUCUGUGGUUUGUGAGUGGCUUCUUGUGGAGGAUUAAAAAAACGUGCUGUGUUCCGGGGCAUAUUCUGGGAACAACGUCCGAGUAGUGUUUUGGACGUGGGUUGUGGCGUCUAUGUUAGUUGUUCUGUACUAGGGGUUUGUGCUGUGUUGUAUUUUAAUUUCAGAAACAUCGUAUCAGUAAAUCCGAGCAGAAGCAUUGCCUUUGGCUUUGGUAA